CUCAUUAUUUUAUCACGUAAUAAAUUUUUAUUCAAUUAACUUAUAUUUUUAUAUUGCGAAGCUUUUUUUCUAAUCAAUUAAAAUCAUUCUUAGCAUUACAGACCGAGGUCGCGUAGACGAGCUUUGCACGCGUCAUCCAAAAUUCUCCUCUGUCUCACAACCACAACGAUUCCCAAUUGCCUCCGCAAUGCCUAUCCGCCACCUUCUCCGAAAGCCAUUCUACUUCCCCAGACCCCGCCAGAUCCUCCGCCAUCAAUCCACCUCCGCCGAAUCCCGCACCCGCGCCCGAAUAACCUCCCUCCAUGCCCGCCUCCCCAAUUUCCUGCACCCCUACACCUGCGGCCUCCUCACAGCUCCCAUCUCCCACUUGGUAUCCUUCCUCAUCCUGCACGAAAUAACGGCUGUUGUACCGCUCAUUGGGUUAGCAAGUUUGUUCCACUACACGAACUGGCUGCCUGAAGCUUGGGUCGAGGGACGGUGGGUCAAAGAGGGCGUGGAUAGGUUCGGGCGGUAUUUCGGGAGGAAGGGAUGGUUUGGGUUUUCUGCACAAGAGAAGGGAGAGCAGGGGGAAGGGGGGGAGAUAUCGGUAGAGAGUGAGGAGAACAGGUGGCGUGUUGGGGAGAGGGGUGGUAGGAUUUUGGUAGAAGUUGCGACGGCGUAUGCUAUUACGAAGGUGUUCUUGCCAGCGAGGAUGUUGCUCAGUGUUUGGGGGACACCAUGGUUUGCGAGGGUAUUUGUUGGGAGGUUUACUGGGCUCUUUAGAGGUGUGAAGGGAGCGGGGAAUGGCAAAGGCGCAGCUGGGCUGGGAGCCAGUGCUGGUGGUGUUGGUGGCGGGAUAGGAAAGGACCUCGAUAGAGUGAAGAAGAUGCCACCCUGACGAGUAUACAUCACAUAAUAGAUAUCUAGACCAAUUUGCACCAUUAGAAGGCAUCAAAGCUUUUGUUCUAUGUAAAGACGUCCCUUCAUAUCCGCCAUCCACAUCAGUCAAACCAACAUGUACGAAGUGUCAU
Messenger RNA from Mollisia scopiformis, 1010 nucleotides. RefSeq lists its product as uncharacterized. Bases 188 to 877 code for a protein of 229 amino acids. Lineage: Eukaryota; Fungi; Ascomycota; Leotiomycetes; Helotiales; Mollisiaceae. The record is from RefSeq and is a predicted model, not a curated record. Gene Ontology annotation, cellular component: mitochondrion. The transcript is spliced from 2 exons.